This is a messenger RNA of Elaeis guineensis (African oil palm), 2830 nucleotides long. Its product is annotated as conserved oligomeric Golgi complex subunit 3. Lineage: Eukaryota; Viridiplantae; Streptophyta; Magnoliopsida; Arecales; Arecaceae. Gene Ontology annotation, biological process: intracellular protein transport; Golgi organization; intra-Golgi vesicle-mediated transport. Gene Ontology annotation, cellular component: cis-Golgi network; membrane; COG complex. The record is from RefSeq and is a predicted model, not a curated record.
UGGAAGUAAAUUUAAAGCAAUUAGUAGUUCGAUGCGGUAAAGCUCUUGCUGUAUCGUUCCCCCUUUGCGUCCUACUUCCCUUCGCCUCAUUCCACUCGGAUCCAUGGCGACCACCACUCUUCCCAAAUCCGAAGCCGUCUCCAAGGGCUACAACUUCGCCUCUACAUGGGAGCAGAACGCUCCAUUAACAGAGCAGCAGAAAGCCGCGAUCUUGGCGCUGUCCAACGCGGUCGCGGAGCGGCCUUUUCCUCCGAAUCUGUCUCAGGAUCAGGUUCCAGGAAAAGAUUGUAAUUUAUCGAUCUCCACCCAAGAUUCGACCGCGGAAGAGACGGGGGCCACGGAUGCAGUUUUGGUCAAUACUCACCAGUUUUACAAAUGGUUUACAGAUCUUGAAUCAGCUAUGAAGUAUGAGACAGAGGAGAAGUAUCGUCUCUAUGUGAAUACACUGAUGGAACGCAUUCAGAUAUGUGAUGGAAUACUUCAACAGGUGGAUGAUACCCUCAAUUUAUUCAAUGAACUACAAUCGCUGCAUCAGACUGUUGCUACAAAGACAAAAACUUUGCAUGAUGCAUGUGACCGAUUAUUGAUAGAGAAGCAAAGGUUGAUAGAAUUUGCAGAGGCACUUCGAAGUAAGCUCAACUAUUUUGAUGAAUUGGAGAAUGUUUCCACCAGUUUCUAUUCUCCAAACAUGAAUAUUGGGAGCGAACAGUUUCUUCCUUUGUUGAAACGUCUUGAUGACUGCAUUUCGUAUAUUGAAAGCAAUCCACAGUAUGCAGAAUCUGGUGUUUACUUAGUCAAGUUUCGACAACUCCAGUCUCGGGCAUUAGGCAUGAUUCGAUCCCAUGUGCUUUCGGUUCUUAAAGGUGCUUCUUCUCAGGUGCAAACUGCCAUUCGAGGUAGUGGUUCAAACAAAACAACUGUUUCGGAGGGUGUUGAGGCAUCCGUUAUUUAUGUUCGCUUUAAGGCAGCAGCUAGCGAGCUAAAACCUCUGCUAGGGGAACUUGAAAGUAGAUCUACUAGAAAAGAAUAUGCCCAGAUUGUUACAGAAUGCCAUAGAUUGUAUUGUGAGCAGAGACUAUCAUUAGUGAAAAGUAUAUUGCAGCAGCGGAUAUCUGAGUUUGCAAGGAAAGAGGCCUUGCCAUCAUUAACUAGGUCUGGAUGUGCAUACUUAAUGCAGGUUUGUCAGCUUGAGCACCAACUCUUUGAUCAUUUCUUUCCGUCAACUUCAGGAGAUGCCUCAAAUUUGGCUCCUCUAAUAGACCCCAUGUGCACAUAUUUGUAUGACACGCUACGCCCCAAACUUAUACAUGAAGCAAAUCUUGAUUCUCUCUGUGAACUUGUUGACAUCCUAAAAAUUGAAGUGCUCGGAGAACAGCUUAGCAGACGUGGUGAGUCACUUGCAGGAUUGCGUCCCACGCUACAAAGAAUUCUAGCGGACAUUCAUGAGAGAUUGACAUUCUGUGCUCGGACACACAUACGUGAAGAGAUAGCUAAUUACCGUCCUUCUGAUGCUGAUCUAGAUUACCCAGCUAAACUGGAGAGAUCUACUGAGACAACUUCAGACACCACCGUUGAUGAUAACUCAGACAUAUUCAGAACCUGGUAUCAACCAUUGGAAAAAACAGUAUCAUGCCUGUCAAAGCUAUACCAUUGCUUAGAACCUGCAGUUUUCACUGGUCUAGCUCAGGAAGCAGUAGAAUUUUGCUCAAUAUCCAUACAGAAUGCAAGCAAAUCUAUUGCAAAGAGAUCUACUCCGAUGGAUGGACAGCUUUUCCUCAUUAAGCACCUUCUUAUUUUGAGGGAACAGAUUGCUCCAUUUGAUAUUGAAUUCUCUGUCACCCACAAGGAGCUGGAUUUCUCUCAUUUGCUGGAGCAUUUGAGGAGGAUUCUAAGAGGUCAGGCCUCACUAUUUGACUGGUCAAGAUCAACUUCGUUGGCUAGAACUUUAUCUCCUCGAGUUCUCGAAAGUCAAAUAGAUGCUAAGAAGGAACUUGAGAAAAACCUCAAAGCUACAUGUGAAGAAUUUAUAAUGUCUGUCACUAAGCUAGUUGUUGAUCCGAUGCUUUCAUUCGUCACUAAGGUUACUGCUGUGAAAGUUGCAUUGUCCUUGGGCAAUCAAGACCAGAAAUCAGAUUCUGUUCUAGCAAAACCCCUCAAGAAUCAAGCAUUUGCUGCUCCAGAUAAAGUGGCUGAGCUAGUUCAAAAGGUUGGAACUGCUAUCGAGCAAGAAUUGCCAAAUGUUAUUACAAAGAUGAAGCUUUAUCUGCGAAACCCAUCGACACGGAUGAUCUUGUUUAAACCCAUCAAGACAAAUAUAGUUGAAGCUCACUUACAGUUACAGAAGCUGCUAAAAUCGGAAUAUUCGGCGGAAGAAAUGCAGCGUAUUGGCUUGGUGCCAAUACAGGACCUGCAGGAUCGUCUGGACAACGUUCUGUAGAUCCAGCCAUGUUUCAGAUGAUACAUGUAACGUCAGUGUGUGCCUUCUAUCGUAUGGUGGCAUUGGUAGACAGAAAACCAGUGAGGUUGCUUAUUUGGUUGCCUUACAUUUGAAACAAAUCGCAGCCACUAACCUCGGGGCUCCAGCCGCCCCCAAAUACGCAACAACAGCCCAAAUUUGCUGUGUUUUUGUCGACAGCUUGGCUUCAUCCACCGCAUAAGUCGAAGUAUGGACUUCCGUAUUCUAUGCUUGAAAUAUUUGUUAAGUCUUUUCUUUGCUUUCUUUUCUUCUUUUUCUUUUUAGCAAUUUUGUGUGACAAAUAAAACUUCGCCCAACUUGCUUUAGACUGCAGUUGGGUAAUGCAAAUUUGUGGAUCAGGCAUCUUGACCAAAA